GUUGCUCAGUGAUUUUCUUCUCCUCCUCUAUCGCUCUCUCCUGGCAUUUGCUCUCUCCAUUAGUGAGGUGACAGUGGCUGGGGGAACUGAUACUCUGUCUCUCCAUCUUUUCUCUCUUUCUCUCUCUCUCUUCCUCCUCAGCUUCCUCUAACAGCAGGGAUGUAGUCCUCUGCCUCUUUCAAACUUCAGCACCGGCUAUGCUGUGAACUCCUUGGUGACCACUAUUGAUUCUAUUGGACCUUUUUCUUCUCUCGCUCCUCACUGAGCUUUUUGCUCCACUUGUUUGAGAGGACCUUAUUGAGUUUGGAAGGGGAGGUGUUUGAUUUCUCUCUAUAACCUGGUGGAACUACGGGACCAUGGCCAUGAAGGAGACCAUUCUGCCCAUCAGCGAGGUGUCCGCCCCGACCCUGACCCCAGAGGUGGUGGAGCUCAAUGUGGGUGGCCAGGUGUACGUCACCAAGCGCUCCACUCUGGUCAGCGUGCCCGACACCACCCUGCACGCCAUGUUCGCCCGGUGCCCACCAUGGGAGCUGCCGAGGGACAGCCGAGGUCGAUUCUUCAUCGACCGCGAUGGCUUCCUGUUCCGCUACGUGCUGGACUUCCUGCGAGACCGCCAGCUGGUGCUGCCCGACCACUUUCCAGAGCGUGAGCGUCUGCAACGGGAGGCUGAGCACUUCAAGCUGGGCGAGCUGCUGCGCCUCCUGGGGCCCCGGGUAGGUUCCAAGCAGGGCUCCAUGAACGAUGAGGGCUGCCACAGCGACAUCGAGGAGAGCUCGCAAAGCAGCGAGUACCCCACAGGUUGUAACUCGACUUCCUCAGACAAGAGGUCAGGGUUCAUCACCAUCGGCUACAGGGGCUCCUACACCACAAUGCGGGACAACCAAGCCGACGCCAAGUUCCGACGCGUGGCUCGGAUCAUGGUGUGUGGACGCAUCGCCCUGGCCAAAGAGGUGUUUGGGGAAACACUGAACGAGAGCCGGGACCCCGACAGGCCGCCGGAGAAGUACACUUCACGGUUUUACCUCAAGUUCACCUACCUGGAGCAGGCAUUUGACCAGCUUUCUGAGGUGGGCUUUACAAUGGUGGCGUGUAACUCCACGGGAACAGCCGCUUUUGUCAACCAGUACAGGAACGACAAAAUCUGGAGCAGCUAUACGGAGUACAUCUUCUUCAGGCCGGCAUCGAAGACCGUCUCCCCCAAGCAAGACAAACUGGGUACUGACAAGGGCAGCGAGAGCGGCACGUCCCUCAACGAGCUCUCCACCUCCAGCUCCGAGACCCACUCCGAGGCCACCUCACCCCAGGAUGGUCCCAACCUGGCCCGCUGCGGAGCCCUCCAGUCCGUUUCCCGGCAGCCCAGCACCCUCACCCUGGGGCGGCCCUCCAAGAAGGGCUCGUCAGUGCAGUGGAUGCAGCUGCCAGAUAAGCGACGCAACAGCGAGCUCUUCCAGUCGCUGAUGGGGCGUGAUGGCGGCCUGAGCAGGAAGAAGAACACGGAGAGACCCAGUGCAGAGGAAGAGAUGAAGCAGUGCAUCCAGGACUUUAACAACAUCAAAAUCCCACAGGCGUUCCCCGAGCGCAAGCGGCAGUGGCAGUCCGAACUACUCCAAAAGUACGGUCUAUAGGGGCCAUUUUCUAUCCCCAUCCCCAUUCCACAUGUAGCCAUCUUUAUUUGGAUUCCUUCCAUUUUGGCUGGUUUUAAGUGCUAUGAUUCCUUCUAAAAUGUCUGACAGUUCAAAUGAAGUUAAAAGGAUCGCCAACCAACUGUUGUUUUUGUGAAGGGAAGCACAGCGGAUAUCCCCUUUACCGGUAUGUUGUCUCUUAAAUUCUAGAUUGCAUUGGAGAUUACUCAUACAAGCCUCAAAAGUAAAAACCUUUCCAACAUUAUGACUAUGUGUAAAGAAUUUUGACUAUUUUCUUUUCUUGGACACCUUCAGUGUCAUUCCCACUCCCCUCUCUUCGGAAUGGAUUGAAAUAGUUGUGAAUGUAGAUGACUGUUGUUAACGAAUAAGAAAACAUAGAUAUACUGUAUACCACUAAAGACUUCAUUAAAAUCAUUCAAUUAUCUACAGAGAGAGAUAAUUAUAUGUGUUCAACAUGUGAAUUGUUUAAGGGGUUUUGUAUAUCCAGAUAGUGGAAAGAGUGGAAUAUGUCAAUUCAGUAUCUACCAUGGGUGUCCUUUGGUGUGUUUACUGUUGUUGUCCAUGGUCAAUGUGUGAGUAACAACAUUUAUUGCAACUUUUUUAGAAGAAUUCUACAAUAAAAUAUAAUAUCAUGUUAUAACACUUUUCAGUCCAGGACCAGGCUUAAUCAGUGUCCAGGAAACCAGCUCUAUGUAAAAAUCCCUCAGUGCUGGGCUAAGAACGGUGAAGAUGAUUUCUUACAAUCACUCUAGAUAGAUAGAUAUGGUGUGCUGAGGACCAAGCCCUUUUCUGCAGUGUUAACUUGCUCACCCAAUAACUUAUGUAAUUGACUGAAAAAGCUGAUUACUGAGCAAUGGAAGAGUCUGUUUUUGUCAGUCCUUUGUUGAAAAUCAUUUAUCUAAUAAAAGUGUUGCGUAAAGAUGAAAAAGCUGCUGGCCAUUUUCAUGCGUUUCCUACUUCCCCAAAGACCUGGAUUGGAGAUCAGGAUAACUACAUUUCUAACAGAGGUUAACAUGCCUUGAUGCUCUGUUUUGAAGCAAUGCACAAUGUCACGCCUAUCUGCAGAGGUGCAUGAUGAGCUGUGUAUGAUGUCAUCAAGUGGCUGAUAUACAUCCGUUAUUUUAUACAGCAUAUUGCCAAGGUGAGAGGUUUUGUUUUAAAGGGAUUCAAUAAAAUGAUAUGUUAUGAACUAGACGAAUUACAACACAUCUUUCAGACAUAUUGUUUACAACCCAAUUACGAAUCCCUUACCAUGAGCACAUUGAACCACAAGGCAAAAAUCUAAAACAAAUACAGGCUUAGUGAAUUGAAGAAAACACUUCACUCACCAAAUUGCUUUGGCAGAUGGAAAAUAUGGUGGCGAUUACAUAAACACUGACUGCUUUCCAUUUGCUAUUUGAAUGAGAAGAAAAGGAGCUUCAGAGACUGAACAUCCUCCACUGAGUUUAACCCCACUAGUCGGAGUUGGCCCUAUCCAAGGUGCUGAAAUGAUCUUCACUUAGUCUCAAAUGAGAUUGCAGGUAUAUCACAACAGGAUUGAACAAGUUAUGUUUUCCCAUCUUCUGCCAGGGACCAAACAUGUCUGAAAAUGGAAAUGUGCACAAUGUUUCUAGAUAAUGGAUUAUUUCACUGAUGGUUGAAGUGAAUCUGAAAUGGUCGGAUAUGCUGUAUUUAUCAGAAACCAGUAAUGGCAAUGUUGGGGGAUUUCCUCCAAAACAUCCAUGGUCCAUCCCUUGGGAUCAGGGCUCAUCUACUAGAUGUGGGCAAGAGAGCUCAUUUGAAUAUAUUUGAAAAGAUUUUAAAAAAUCUACUGCCAGUGUUAGUAUUGUUUCCAUGGUAACGCAGACAGUGGAUGGGUUCUCCAAACCCAAUGACAGUCAUUCAAGUAGAUAGAGACAUGUGACGCAUGCAUAGGCAAGUAGGUUAUCUUACAUUCAGAAGUCCAUGUCAACUGACAGCAGUAAUUAUGAGUCUCUCUUGAAUCCAUCUAUCAUUGUGACUGACAAGGCAUGAGCAAGUCCUAGUGAAAUGUAUUAUUCAUCCCAGAGCCUGUGAUAGGAACCAUUAUCUGCUUUUUGCUAAUAUAGUGGUCACAGGGCAUUUACUUUAGGAAUCUGUCAAUGACGGAUUGGCCAUUAGACGAGACUGCGAGGCCCUCAAAAGUCUAAACUAUUUGACGUGUUGCUUGAAAAAAUGUCCCCAUAUCCCAUAUGCCUGUAUGAAAAUGCACCAAUUUAUUUCAAUCAGAUGGCAAUAAACAUGCCGAAUGUUUCUGUUAUAAAUGUCUA
Molecule: messenger RNA, 3931 nt
Organism: Coregonus clupeaformis (lake whitefish)
Lineage: Eukaryota; Metazoa; Chordata; Actinopteri; Salmoniformes; Salmonidae
Product: BTB/POZ domain-containing protein KCTD8-like
Exons: 2
Coding region: 357-1625 (422 amino acids)
Biological process (GO): regulation of G protein-coupled receptor signaling pathway; protein homooligomerization
Molecular function (GO): protein binding
Source: RefSeq, a predicted model, not a curated record